This is a messenger RNA of Cyclopterus lumpus (lumpfish), 1387 nucleotides long. Its product is annotated as PAK4-inhibitor inka2-like. Gene Ontology annotation, molecular function: protein serine/threonine kinase inhibitor activity; protein kinase binding. The transcript is spliced from 3 exons. The record is from RefSeq and is a predicted model, not a curated record. Bases 300 to 1265 code for a protein of 321 amino acids. Lineage: Eukaryota; Metazoa; Chordata; Actinopteri; Perciformes; Cyclopteridae. Gene Ontology annotation, cellular component: nucleus.
UUUGGCUGCAGGCAGAGGCGGGCUUGUGAAUGACUCGUGGUAGCUUCCUGCGCUCUGAUUGGCUCAUUCAGACACAAGUGGCUGUAACUGGCUGCAGAGCGCGGAGCUGUGAAAAGGAGACGCGCGGGGUGAAGACUCAGCACACAUCUGCCUCUGCCCAAGGAUCCCCUCUAGUGACUCUGCAGGCCGCAACCCCUUCUGGACGGUCCCGGGACGUUUUCCUCUGUGAACCGGACAUUAAGCAUUUGUCUAAACUCUUUGGACGGACUCUGCCACAUGAGAAGAUCUGAGUUGUACUGAUGAGAGAAGAGAUGCUCUGCCUGCGUGACUCAGGCGACUGCUUACGGGACCAGAUGCAGUACAUGAUGAGGUCACUGCAAGACCUACGCAAAACCUGCCCUGCAGCCAAACGGCCCCUCAGUACCCAACUCCCGGCUUUAGUGCGCCACUCUGCAGUGGCACGUGCCUGUCAGCAGCGAGCAUUGCAGCGAGAGCAGCGCACACGCCAGCGGAUGUCUGACGCCAGCACAGCCAGCACUUACGACUCGGCCUGCUGCCUGGCGAGUCAUCUGGAGGAGGACGAGGACAACUCCAGCAGCCGGUUGGGCCUGGGCUCUCCCAGCAGUCAGAAAAGUUUGGAGUUUGAUUCAGGUUACUCUGAGGCGUCAUGGCAGGACGAAGUGGUGGUUCUCAGGAGGACCCGGAAUGUGCGGGUGUCAUCUUCGGCCUGCCUCCGCACAAACAGAGCGCCAAGUGGGCGCAUUCGACCCAAAUCCACGUCUGAUGCCUGUCUGGAGAGGUGGACAUCGUUUGAGGUCAGCGACCCAGAGGACUGGACAAACUCUUUGUUGACCAGAGGACGCAACCGCCAACCGCUGGUUCUGGGUGACAACAGCUUUGCAGACCUCAUACAGAACUGGAUGGACUUACCAGAUUGUCCCGAGCCCACUGAGCUGAAGCCAAACUCAAGUAGUAGACAGGGAAGAGGUUUCUUUGUCAACAUGAGGAGGAAACUGGCUGGGCUUUCCAAGAGUGUAGAGGACAGAGUGAGGAUGAGAUCCACAGAAUCUGCACAUAUUAACAGAACUGCAAAUGCUCCGAAACGUCUGUCCUGUCCAGUCGUGGCAUCGCAGCCCAAAGUCCCCUUUUUCCACCAGUCUUACGCCGGCAUUAAUGAUAUGGACACAGAUUUUUACCACUUUGCCCUCAUGAAAUCACGCAGCCGACAGCCCAUAAUCUGCAAAGAUAUCCUUGGCUAUGUCUGACACAAAGCCAUGUAAAGAUUGGACAAUCCUCAGAGUCACUUUAUUUUUUAUAUGACUGUUUUUUUCAUUUCUUAUAUGCUGUGAAUAAGAUAAUGGAAAUAAAGAUGUUCUCAUACUUUAAA